AUGAUUCAUGAACAAGCUGAUUUCAAAACCCUCGACUCUGCUGAUAUCAUGGAGAGGCUGAACACCCAUGAGGAACAAGAAGAAGAGAAAAGAGAUCUCUAUGGCUUGAGUCAGCGCAAAAAUCAUGCUCUCAAGGCUGUACCUAAUUCUUCCUCCGAUGGAAAUGUCGAAGAAGAUUUAGAUGAUCCAGAAAGUGGAAGAUAUGAUUCUAGCAACUAUCGAGGCAAAAGCAAGAGCAAGAACUACAACUCCGAUGAUGAGAAUAAAACGAAGAAGUUCUUCAAGAAGAAGGACAACUCCACUUCAAAAUCUUUGUCAAGAUCUUCAUCAAGGAACCCUUCCAAAUCCUCCUCCAACCGCAAGAAUAACUCUUGCAAGGAGAUAGAUUCUGAUGAAGAAGAAUAUUUUGACUUCGAAGAAGCUGAUGAAUCCGAUUAG
Molecule: messenger RNA, 438 nt
Organism: Aegilops tauschii subsp. strangulata
Lineage: Eukaryota; Viridiplantae; Streptophyta; Magnoliopsida; Poales; Poaceae
Source: RefSeq, a predicted model, not a curated record